GCCGUCCUGGCCAUUUUGUCAUUUUGAUUGAUACGGAGCAAAUACUAAUAAUAAUUACUCUACGCCAUCCCAGCCUGAUUUCUCUCCUCUCCUUAAAGAAAAAGAGGAAACAAAAACCUCUCUGCACCCUUUUUUCCUCCUCUCUCUUUAGACCGAACCCAGACCAAACCCUUCUCCCCUGCCCAAAAUGAAAAUGGAGGCUCUGGACCCGACGUCGUGCUUCCUCGUCGACGACGACGACCUUUUCAACUUCUCCCUGGACGACGAAGCGGAAGAGAAAGAAACGAACCAGGCCUCCGCCGCCGCAAUUGGCCAUUCUUCUUCCUUGGAAUCAUCGAAACCCGUUAGUCCCGACGACUUCCCUGAAGAUAUGGAGGAAGAACUUGAGUGGAUAUCAAACAAGGAUGCAUUCCCAGGUGUUGAAACAUGUUUUGGUAUUUUUGUGGAUAACCCGUUAUUUCAACAGAAGAGCCCAGUAUCUGUUUUGGAGAAUAGCAACAGUAGUAAUAAUAAUAGCAAUAGAACCGGAAUUAGCACUCAGAACGGUAUGAUUAUUAGUUGCAAUGCUAGCUUACAAGUGCCAAUCACUUAUCCUAUGCGUCAACGGAGCAAGAAUAUGAGAAAACCCCGAACAGCAGGAUUUGGUGACUUGCCUGCCAAGAAUUGCCUAUGGGCGAAAAACUGGAAAACUAAGCACGGCCCAUCAUCAUCGUCAUUCCAAAUGCUUCCCAUAAGAACGGUGAAAGAGUCUACUAUUGGGAGGCGGUGUCAGCACUGCGGAGUUGAUAAGACUCCACAAUGGCGAGCUGGACCUAUGGGCCCAAAGACCUUAUGUAAUGCAUGUGGGGUGCGGUAUAAGUCUGGUAGACUCCUUCCGGAGUAUCGCCCUGCUAAUAGCCCUACCUUUUCGCCAGCAGUGCAUUCCAAUUCUCACCGUAAAGUCUUGGAGAUGAGGCGGCAGAGGGUGGAGAUGAAGCAUGUGGAUAAUAUAGGGUAGCUUAGUGGUGAGUAGUUUACAGCAUCUUAUGCAGCUUUUUUUUUUCUUUUUUCUUCCGAAAAGUUCAGUCAGCUCAAGUAAGGCUUUAGGAUUGUUGUAAUGGGCCUAGAUGGUUAGUGAUGAUUCAUAGUUCAUUUCGUUUCUGUUAUAUAAACUGUUUAGGAGAAUUAUAAACUUAGUUGUGUUUUUUUCAUGAAUAGAACAGAAGUUCCUAACAUAGGAGGAGUGUUCAUGGUUUGAUCCUUUGCUAUGUCUAAGUUUCAUGGUGUUAAUUUGAAUUGAUGAAAUUUUGAUAGGAUUAAAUAUGGUUAUGAGGUUUGCUUUG
Molecule: messenger RNA, 1322 nt
Organism: Cuscuta europaea
Lineage: Eukaryota; Viridiplantae; Streptophyta; Magnoliopsida; Solanales; Convolvulaceae
Source: the annotation of a GenBank genome assembly